AUGGUGAUGUUGACACAACUGAACCUGAAGAUAAUGAAUUUGAAUCUGAAAGCUCAGAUGAAAACAGUAGCAGUGGUGAAAAUGAUGAAACUAGGUGAUGGCUCCCACACACCUAAGAGAAACGGUUCUGGACAAGACGAUGGUGACAACUCCAAGGAACCUAAGGGAGGUAGUUCUGAAAAGGGUGAUGCCUCCAAGGAACCUAAGGGAGGUAGUUCUGGAAAGGGUGAUGGCUCCCACACACCUAAGAGAAACGGUUCUGGACAAGACGAUGGUGACAACUCCAAGGAACCUAAGAAAGACAGACCUGAAGGUAACAACACACACCCUGAUGAUAAUUCUAGUGCAUCAAACAAGCAGCCUAAAGACAGUGCAGAAGGUAGUGGCACCAGCGAAGAAGUAAAUGGAUGGAACAGAAGAAUAGUGGUGAGAAUCCAAGUAAAGAUACCAAGUCCAGAUAUAGAGUCUGAUGAAAAUAGUUCUCUACCGCAUAAGCAUGUUCACAAACGCAGUGCGGAAAAGAAAUGCAAGAAGAGACAUCAUAUUCCACCAUCAUAUUCUGAAGAUGAUUCUUCUAACUCUAGCUCUGAUCAAAUUGACGACACAAGUGAAUCUGUCAGUGCAAAAAAGAAAUGCACGAAAAACCAUCAUCAUCACCUGAUGACGAUAAUACAACUGAACCUGACGAUACUAAAGGUGAUAAUGAUGAUGAUGUUGACACAACUGAACCUGAAGAUAAUGAUGCACCAACCGAAGCACCACAAAGGAUGCAAACACCACAUAACGGAUAGUGAACAUCCAAGUGGUGACAAGAAUCACAGUUCUGAAAAGAAUGAUGGCUCCAAGGAACCUAACGGAGGUAGUUCUGGAAAGGGUGAUGGCUCCCACACACCUAAGAGAAACGGUUCUGGACAAGACGAUGGUGACAACUCCAAGGAACCUAAGAAAGACAGACCUGGGGACAAAGAUGAUACAAACAAGCACCAACCGAAGCACCACAAAGGAUGCAAACACCACAUAACGGAUAGUGAACAUCCAAGUGGUGACAAGAAUCACAGUUCUGAAAAGAAUGAUGGCUCCAAGGUACCUAACGGAGGUAGUUCUGGAAAGGGUGAUGGCUCCCACACACCUAAGAGAAACGGUUCUGGACAAGACGAUGGUGACAACUCCAAGGAACCUAAGGGAGGUAGUUCUAAAAAGGGUGAUGCCUCCAAGGAACCUAAGGGAGGUAGUUCUGAAAAGAAUGAUGGCUCCAAGGUACCAAACGGAGGUAGUUCUGGAAAGGGUGAUGCCUCCAAGGAACCUAAGGGAGGUAGUUCUGGAAAGGGUGAUGGCUCCCACACACCUAAGAGAAACGGUUCUGGACAAGACGAUGGUGACAACUCCAAUGAUAGAAAAUGUGAUGGUGUUAACUGUGAAAAAUAUAAGGAUGUAAAUGGUACCGAAGGUAACAACACACACCCUGAUGAUAAUUCUAGUGCAUCAAACAAGAAGCCUGAAGACAGUGCAGAAGGUAGUGGCAAGAAGACCAGCGAAGAAGUAAAUGGAUCUCCGGAAGGAAUAGUGGUAAAUCCAAGGAUACUUCAAGUAGUAUCUGAUGAAAAUAGCUCUGAUCAAAUUGACGACACAAGUGAAUCUGUCAGUGCAAAAAAGAAAUGCACGAAAAACCAUCAUCAUCAUCAUAUAAAACCUGAUGACGAUAAUACAACUGAACCUGACGAUACUAAAGGUGAUAAUGAUGAUGAUGUUGACACAACUGAACCUGAAGAUAAUGAUGGUGAUGAUGACAAAGAUGAUACAAACAAGCACCAACCGAAGCACCACAAAGGAUGCAAACACCACAUAACGGAUAGUGAACAUCCAAGUGGUGACAAGAAUCACAGUUCUGAAAAGAAUGAUGGCUCCAAGGUACCUAACGGAGGUAGUUCUGGAAAGGGUGAUGGCUCCCACACACCUAAGAGAAACGGUUCUGGACAAGACGAUGGUGACAACUCCAAGGAACCUAAGAAAGACAGACCUGGGGACAAAGAUGAUAAAAACAAGCACCAACCGAAGCACCACAAAGGAUGCAAACACCACAUAACGGAUAGUGAACAUCCAAGUGGUGACAAGAAUCACAGUUCUGAAAAGAAUGAUGGCUCCAAGGUACCUAACGGAGGUAGUUCUGGAAAGGGUGAUGCCUCCAAGGUACCUAACGGAGGUUCUGGAAAAGACGAUGGUGACAACUCCAAGGAACCUAAGGACAGACCUGACAAAGAUGAUACCAAGCACCAACCGAAGCACCACAAAGGAUGCAAACACUAA
Molecule: messenger RNA, 2304 nt
Organism: Spodoptera frugiperda (fall armyworm)
Lineage: Eukaryota; Metazoa; Arthropoda; Insecta; Lepidoptera; Noctuidae
Gene: Ser3
Exons: 5
Coding region: 1-2304 (767 amino acids)
Source: RefSeq, a predicted model, not a curated record